Molecule: messenger RNA, 2566 nt
Organism: Nylanderia fulva
Lineage: Eukaryota; Metazoa; Arthropoda; Insecta; Hymenoptera; Formicidae
Gene: sud1
Product: Prolyl 3-hydroxylase sud1
Biological process (GO): regulation of translational termination; peptidyl-proline hydroxylation
Cellular component (GO): cytoplasm
Molecular function (GO): peptidyl-proline dioxygenase activity; iron ion binding; L-ascorbic acid binding
Source: RefSeq, a predicted model, not a curated record
GAAUGUUUUCCGCGAGAAUAAUAGGCGGAGAGUCGUCGGAUCAUCGUCGCUGCGUGAUAUCGGACGAGACGAAUUAAUUGCAUUCUUGGGACUCGGACACUGUCGUUAUUUCUGCGAUACGUACACGCACACGUAUAAGCACGACUGACCACGUGGGCUGCAUAUACCGAGCAGCGCUGCAUUCAUUCAGCGGCUGUAUCACGUGAUACGAGUCAUCAUCUGUCGCAUUGAGAAAACGUGACCGGGAGACGACCGAGACACGCCACGCCGGGGAGGUUUCGCCGAAAGACUACGAGACGCGCCGACGAGUCUACGAAAGAGGUUAGAUUGCCGCUCGUAAAUAGUAUCACGUGCAUUCAACAAUUGCGAAACUUUUGCAAGCGAAAGGACAGGGAAACCGCAAACAUUGUCAAUUGCAUAAAUCGUCAUGAGUUUGAGAUUUCUUAUAUCAAAUAAGCUGCAGCGCGCGAUAGAAAUACCAUCUGUCACUUUACAAUUGCAUGAGAAAUGUUUUAUGGCGUUAUAAAAUAGGAUUAAGAGAAUUUUCUACCGAAAUAUAUAUUGCUUUGAGUCGAAAAAUUAUUUUGUAUAGCUUGUUAGAAGAGAGUUAGGCUUUUUUAUAUUUUUAAUUAAAAUUGUAAAAGAUAGGAAAAUGAUGCUGGAUCAAAGCCUGUUUUCGGAGCACAUAUUUAGUUCGAAGUUUCAAGAAGAACUCAAAAAACACUGGCACUCCCAAUCUGAUUUUAAAAGUGCCGAUUUUGAAGUCAUAUCGAAACCAUUUAAAAUCUGUAGAAUAUCAAAUCUUAAAAAUGAGGGGUUUAUAGACAGUUUAAAAUGCGAAUUGGAAAAUUAUGAACACAAACGCAAGGUCACGGAUCUUUAUCAGUUUGAGAAAACUAGCGAUUUGUCUGAUGCAUCCGAGUAUUGUAGCAAGAUGCUGUAUCAAUCUUUUCAAACAGAUUUAGCAUCGUGGAUGGAACGCAAUACAAAUAUUAAGUUAAACGGAACUAUUUCUAUGUCAAGUGCUCGUUACUACGAAACAGAUUAUUUAUUGUGCCACGAUGAUAAUAUGGGCGAUAGGAGAAUAGCUUAUAUAUUAUAUUUAUCGAAAGGUUGGACGGAAGAGGACGGAGGUACUUUAGAUCUUUUUGAUACGGAUGAGCAUUGCGCUCCCAUAAACAUAGUAAGAUCAUUAAUUCCGGAAUAUAAUUCUCUCAUAUUCUUCGAAGUUGUUGAGAAUUCUUAUCAUCAGGUAGCCGAAGUAAUAACCGAUGACAAAUGUCGAUGGUCAGUUAAUGGUUGGUUUUACGGUCCUUUAAGAGAGAGUCUUAAACCGCCAAGAGUUCAAUCGAUAAAACAUUUCAUAGAACCAAACACCACGGAAAUAGAAUUAAGUUCUUGGAUCUCGAACCAAUAUCUAUUAGACAAUAUAAUGGACCAAAUUCACGAGGAUUUCAUGAAAACAUCUUACACACUUCUUGAAUGCUUCUUGCAAGAAUCUGUGUACAAGCUAAUUUUGAAUGAUUUAACGUCACAAGACAUCAGCUGGCAGAUGAUUGGCCCUGCGGACAUACGUCAUUACGAGGUAGCCGACGAACAAACCUUACCAAAACUGUUGAAAGACUUUUGCGAUAUAUUUAAAUCUAUCACCUUCUUUGAACUGCUAUGGAAAUACACGGAGCUCGAUCUUGUGCCUGACGAGGAGAGUAUGAGGCCUAAGAUGACGAUAGAACUACAGAGAUGGUCGGCAGGCUGUUACACAUUACUGUACGAUAAAUCGCUAUUGAAUGAUAGCACAGAUGAGAUAGAAAAAACUCCUGAGCUCAGCGACAAGUCGAGCACUGUAGCAUCGGCUGGUGCAUCGACCUCAAAGUCCUCCGAGAUCGAGGGCGCCUUGAAUUCAAGUCAGUGUAAAAGGAAAAGAGUCGGCUCUUCUGAUAAAACUGUGACAAGUUCGUGUCACAAGAAGAAGGUAACUAAAUAUCUCGAUACCCAGUCUGACGUCUGCGCGAAAUCUCCGAAUAAGGAUCCCGAAUAUGACACGGAUGCGAGCGAGAAUUCUUUGUCUCAAGACGAGAAAUUGUCUUCUAGUAAUGCAGUAGAUGACAGCGAGAAUGAUUCCAUCAAUGAUCAGAAAUUCAAGCUUGACGUUAUGCUACAAUUUCACACGUUAAAUGAUAAAGGCUCACCAAAAACAGAAACUACGAUAGAUUUUGUAGAUCCUAAUAGAGAGGAAGGUACUAUAAUUCAACUUCCAGCGAUGGAUAAUCAACUUUGUCUAGUUUAUAGGUCAUUAAUGCUAAAUCGUCUUCAACAGUAUCUUAAUCAUCAUUAUGAGGGCUAUUCUUAUAGUUUGAUAUGUUCGUAUUAUGAAUAGUCGAGUAUGUGUAAUAUAUGGUAUUAGACUUUAGUUAUAAAUCGAUUAUUUUGUCAAAUAAAAUUAUAAAAAGAAAGAAAAACAAUUUUUAGUUUAAUUUUGUUAAUGACCGAGAGCGACGCUCUUGAAAAGAAUAUCAAUAUUUGCUUUAUGAACAAAAAUUAUAAAUACAUCAUUAAUAUUUUAAUA